This is a messenger RNA of Podarcis muralis (Common wall lizard), 1854 nucleotides long. RefSeq names its product potassium two pore domain channel subfamily K member 6 (gene KCNK6). Gene Ontology annotation, molecular function: outward rectifier potassium channel activity; potassium ion leak channel activity. The record is from RefSeq and is a predicted model, not a curated record. Gene Ontology annotation, cellular component: plasma membrane. Gene Ontology annotation, biological process: stabilization of membrane potential; potassium ion transmembrane transport. NCBI's taxonomy places the organism in Eukaryota, Metazoa, Chordata, Lepidosauria, Squamata, Lacertidae.
GUCGCCGGGACAGGCGAGACGGAGUGGGGUGCGUGGCGGCCUCCACCCGCUCCCAGAGCCGCUUCCCGCAGCGCCCCGCCGCCUGCCGAGCGGGCAAGUGCCGCCGUCGUCGGGGCGGCCAUGCGGCGCUGCGCCCUGCUGGCCGCCUUCGCGCUGGGCUACGUGGGCUACCUGCUGCUGGGCGCGCUCGUCAUCUCGGCGGUGGAGCGGCCCUACGAGAGCCGGCUGCGCGCCGAGCUGCGCGCUCUCAAGGCCGCCUUCCUGCGCGAGAGCCCCUGCCUGCCCGAGCCCGCCCUCGAAAGCUUCCUGGGCGCCGUCCUGAGCGCCAACCGCCACGGCGUGGCUCUGCUCCGCAACGGCACGGCCGCCCCGUCCAACUGGGACUUCGCCUCCGCCUUCUUCUUCUCCAGCACCUUGAUCACCACCGUCGGCUACGGCUACACCACGCCUCUCUCGGACGCGGGCAAGGCCUUCUGCAUCUUCUACGCACUGCUGGGCGUCCCCUUCACCAUGCUGGUGCUCACGGCCACCGCCCAGCGCCUGCUGGGCACCUUCACCUCCGGCCCCCUGGAGUACCUGGCGCUGCGCUGUGGCCACAGCCGGCGGGCGCUCUCCUGCGGGCACCUCGUCUUCCUGGCACUGGUGGUGCUGGUGGCCUUCUUCCUGAUCCCGGCCGCCAUCUUCAGUGCCCUGGAGGAGUCCUGGAGCUUCCUGGACGCCUUCUACUUCUGCUUCAUCUCCCUCUGCACCAUCGGCCUGGGCGACUACGUCCCUGGGGAGCAGCCCGGCCAGCGCCUCCGCUCCCUCUACAAGGUCUCCAUCACCGUUUACCUCCUGCUGGGGCUGAUGGCCAUGCUGCUGCUGCUGCAGACCUUCCACCGGCUGGCCGAGCUGCACGGCCUCUCCGACCUGGUCUUGCUCCCCCAGGAGCAGCCCUGCCAGGAAGACCACCAGCGCAUCCUGGACGACCCCCCGCCUCCCCCGGAGCCCCGCCAGGCGGAGAAGACCCCUGUGCAGCCCAGCCCGGGGGGGCAGGCCAACUACUCCUCCAUCAACAGAUGAUCAAGCUGCGGGGAUUCCCCGCAGAGGCCCCUUUCCUGGGGGGGUGUGCCUGUUUUACUCCCCUGCCACCCUGUAUGCUGAGCCUCUGCCCAUGUACAAAGCUUCCUUCUCCUUGGCCCUGUGCUCUUGGUGGGGGGGGGAGGAGAAAGCCCCUCUCGGUGGGCAGGGCCUGAACAAGACCCCGGCUGCUUCCUUUGGGCUUCCAGAUUCACAUUUCUCGGGUAGUGAUUUUAUUUGAAAAAGAACAAAGAAUGACGUUGGAACUCACGGACACUUGAUUCCACACAGGGAUAGGAGAUUCUGCUGUUGGGGGUGGGCUUCUCUCACGUCCCCCACCCAAAUGGCACAGGCUCUAUUGCUGCCCCCCCCCACCGCUGAGGCUGCCUAGAUUUGCCCCUGAGCAGAUUUAACAAGGCCCCUCAGUGGGCAAUGGGUCACCCCUCGCCCUGUUCCCCUCUCUAUGGGGGGGGCGGGUUUGCUUUCCACCCUUGCCCCCCACAACUUGCAGAGAGCAGCUGCUGGGUUUUAAUUUGAACUACAAAACAGGGGCUUCCACCUUGCAGAACCUCAUCUCCAGCCAGGACCAGCUUUGCAAGAGCUGAGCUGCUGCAGCCACAGCCCUGUUGCUGUCGGAGGGGAAACUGGCCACAAACAAGCCAGGGGGGUGGGGAGCAAGUUUUGGGGUGGAAGGGAGAUGGGAGUCGACUCGCCAAUAUGAAGUGCCUUUUUGUCCUUUUGCUUUUAAUGUACACUUUAAUACUUUGUGGAAUGAAUGGAGAAUAUUUAAACGGA